Silurus meridionalis is the source of this 2089-nucleotide messenger RNA. RefSeq names its product PTEN induced kinase 1 (gene pink1). Gene Ontology annotation, biological process: positive regulation of mitochondrial fission; autophagy of mitochondrion; regulation of apoptotic process. The transcript is spliced from 8 exons. NCBI's taxonomy places the organism in Eukaryota, Metazoa, Chordata, Actinopteri, Siluriformes, Siluridae. Gene Ontology annotation, cellular component: mitochondrion. Bases 101 to 1804 code for a protein of 567 amino acids. The record is from RefSeq and is a predicted model, not a curated record. Gene Ontology annotation, molecular function: protein serine/threonine kinase activity; ATP binding.
AUCAUGUAAACACUGUCCUUGCUAUAUAAUUAUCAGAGCGAACGGAGCGCGUUCGCGUGUAAUAACUUUCGAUAUAUAUUUUUGGACAUUUUGAUAAAUCAUGUCGGUCAAACAUGCUCUCAGUCGAGGGCUGGAGUUCAGCCGCUCGCUUUUCCAGCUCGGGAUUUUAAAACCUGCGGGGCGAAUCGCAGGAAAGUUCCGAGGUGAGCGCUUGCGGGUGAAUCAACCAGGCCGCAGCGUGCAGCCUCGGACUUUCCUGCCUGCCCGCUACCGGUAUUACCGCACGUCUCUCAGCGGCCUCGCAGCGCAGCUCCAGUCCGCCGGCUUCCGUAGGCUGAUCGGAGGAGGCUCUCCGAGAAACAGAGCCGUGUUUCUGGCUUUCGGUGUCGGUUUAGGUUUGAUCGACCAACAGCUAGACGAGGACCGACGGAGCGCUGCGACAUGUCAAGAAAUUCAGGCACUUUUCACGAAGUCGUCAGUUCAGAGCCCUGUAAAACCAUUCACGUCUGGAUAUAAGCUGGAGGACUACGUGAUUGGGAAGCAGAUAGGAAAAGGCUGCAACGCUGCUGUGUACGAGGCCGCGGCUCCGUUCGCACCCCUCGGGCCAAACAGCAGGUGUUCCUUGGUGGAGCUAAAACAAAACGGAGAAGAAAGUGGUAUCAUGGCACCUCUAAAAUUCCCCGGGGCACACAGCUAUCCCCUGGCUGUGAAAAUGAUGUGGAAUAUUGGGGCAGGUUCUUCUAGCGAGGCGAUUCUCAAUGCCAUGGCCCAAGAGCUGGUUCCUGCAAAUCCUCAGGCUUUGAGGAAAGAAAAAGAACUUGUCCUAAAUGGCCAUUUUGGGGAAGCACCCAAAAGAGUGACUGCCCACCCCAACAUAAUCCAAGUGUACCGAGCCUUCACGGCUGAGGUCCCGCUCCUUCCUGGCGCUUUGAAUGAGUACCCUGCUGCUCUGCCUGCCAGACUCAACCCUGCUGGCCUGGGCAACAACCACACACUCUUUCUAGUCAUGAAGAAUUACCCGUGUACCCUGCAGCAGUACCUGCAGGUUUGUGUACCAGGCUCCAGACAUGGCUCUAUGAUGCUUCUGCAGUUGCUAGAGGGUGUGGAUCACCUGUGCAGGCAGGACAUCGCUCACAGAGACCUUAAAUCUGAUAACAUCCUGCUGGAGUUUGACUCCGCGGACUGCCCCAGGCUGGUCAUCACCGACUUUGGCUGCUGCCUGGCAGAGGAGCGUUUAGGACUGAAACUACCCUUUACCAGCCGUUAUGUGUACCGAGGAGGGAAUUCCUGCCUCAUGGCACCUGAGGUGGCCACAGCCGAAUCCGGGCCUGGUGUGGAGAUCAAUUACAGUAAGGCAGACGCCUGGGCGGUCGGAGCCAUCGGCUAUGAGAUCUUCGGCCAGCCGAAUCCGUUUUACAGCUCCUCAGGUUUAGAAAGCCGCAGCUAUCAGGAGAAACAGCUGCCCCCUCUGGGUGCCAGCGUACCCUCGGAUGUGCAGCUGGUGGUGAGACUGCUUCUACGCAGAAACCCUAAGAAGCGCCCAAGCGCACGUGUCGCCGCCAACAUCCUGCACCUCAGCCUGUGGGGAAAACGUGCUCUUGUCAGCUUGAAACCUGACAGCAUGGGAAAGAUGGCCGACUGGCUGCUGUGUCACUCCGCUGUGGUUCUCCUGAAAGGCAGCAGACGCAACGCCUUAGUCGAGGCCGAGCUCCAGAGAGGAUUUCUCGCCAACCUGGAUCUGGAGGAGCUCCGCAUGGCUGCAGGAUACCUCAUGUAUGGACGUCAGCUGAGCUUCAGCAUCUGAACUUGAACGUCCUGAGUACAGACUGUAGCAUUAACACUGUGGAUGCAAUGCAAUCAGUUAGAUUUGUUUUCCGAUUGUAUAGAAGGAAUAGCACUUUAUGUACAUACUUUUUCGCUUCUAAUAGAUUUGAUGUAAUCUCCAGAUACAGCGUGUGGAAAUACGUAUGGGGCUUCGAUAACUUGAUUGCUACGUAAUUGAAAGAGCGCAUACAUAUAUGUUUCUGUUCAGUGCACAGCGUUGUGUUGAUUACAUCACGUUCAAUAAAUACACUAUCCUAUUAAAACA